GCGAUACCGACUUCAACACCUCAGCGCGACAAUUCUUGAUUUGAGAACCCGCGAGGACGAGGGAUUUCACGAAUCCAAAGUGGAAACUUUACAAGGAUUUGCAUAUUUUGAAUUGGGUCUCGUACCUCCAUGGCUGCUUCGGCGGGCGGUGUCGCUCGUCCGGCCGAGGAUCACGUCGAGAAGACGAAGACUCUGAUCGGUGCCCUUAGUCUCGUCUCCCGGAACCUCCCUCUCCCUCCUGAGGUAUUUGAUGCCGUUUCUUCUAUCUAUCACGAUGGAGAAGAAGAAGUUUAUGAUACGGAGGAGGAGGAGGCUGAGGCGAUCGAAGGCAAUGACGCUUCGGCUGAGAAGCAUAGCAUUAGUGAAGUUUCAACAAGUGGAGCCUUGAUAUCCCAGCUUGAAGAUGCCCUAUUGAAGCAACAACUAAGUUGCUUGUCUGCUUCAGCAUUGGAAGAAUUAAAGGAAAGCCAUUUUCAGAGCCACAUUCAGCAUCGCCUUGAGGAGCUUGAAGUUUUGCCAUCAAGUCGGGGUGAAGACUUGCAGCAGAAGUGCCUACUUGAAUUAUAUGGUCUUAAGUUGGUAGAGCUGCAGAGGAAGGUGAGAUCUGAUGUGUGUGCAGAAUACUGGCUUCAUGAAAAAUGUGCCUAUCCUGAUAGACAAUUAUUUGACUGGGGAAUGCUGCGCUUGAGACACCCUUUUAGCAUGUAUGGCAUUGGAGAUGCUUUUGCAAUGGAAGGUGAUGAGCGCCAACGAAAGAAAAGAGAUGCUGAGAGGCUUUCAAGGCUGGAAGAGGAAGAAAGAAACAGGGUAGAGACUAGAAAGAGGAAAUUUUUUGCAGAAAUUCUUAAUGCUGCUCGUGAAUUUCAAUUACAAGCACAAGCUGUGUUGAAAAGAAGAAAGCAGAGGAAUGAUGGAAUUCAGGCAUGGCAUGCAAGGCAGAGGCAGCGUGCAACACGUGCUGAAAAAUUGAGAUUUCAAGCAUUGAAAGCUGAUGAUCAAGAAGCAUAUAUGAGAAUGGUUGAGGAGAGCAAGAAUGAAAGAUUGACUAUGCUCCUGGGGAAAACUAAUGACCUGCUUGUUUGUCUUGGGGCUGCUGUUCAGCGGCAAAAGGAUGCAGAACACACAGUGGGUUUUGAAGCUCUGAAAGAAUCUGAGUCUGAUGAUCAUUCUCAAGGAUCUUUAUCCAAGAGUGAAACUCCUGGAGAAAUGUCUCUAGAUGAUGAUUCUGUCCAGAAAGUGAAAGCAAAUGAUUUGCUUGAAGGACAACGACAAUAUAAUUCAGCUGUCCAUUCCAUUCAAGAAAAGGUAACAGAGCAGCCGUUAAUGCUUCAGGGUGGGGAACUAAGGCCUUAUCAAUUAGAAGGUCUUCAAUGGAUGCUUUCGUUGUUUAACAAUAAUCUGAAUGGUAUUCUAGCUGAUGAGAUGGGACUGGGAAAGACGAUUCAGACGAUAGCCUUAAUUGCGUAUCUAAUGGAGAACAAGGGUGUAAAUGGGCCCCAUUUGAUUGUUGCUCCAAAAGCAGUCUUGCCAAAUUGGCUUAAUGAAUUCUCCACUUGGGCACCUAGUAUCAUAGCGGUCUUAUAUGAUGGACGAUUAGAUGAAAGAAAGGCAAUGAGAGAAGAGUAUUCUGGAGAAGGAAAAUUUAAUGUGAUGAUCACACACUAUGAUCUGAUAAUGAGGGACAAAGCAUUCCUAAAGAAGAUUCAUUGGUACUACAUGAUUGUUGAUGAAGGGCAUCGCUUGAAGAACCAUGAAUGUGCUCUUGCACGCACUCUUGUGUCUGGCUAUCGGAUAAGACGUAGACUUCUGUUGACUGGCACUCCAAUUCAGAAUAGCUUACAAGAGCUUUGGGCAUUGCUUAAUUUUCUUCUCCCAAGCAUUUUUAAUUCAGUUCAAAAUUUCGAGGAAUGGUUUAAUGCACCAUUUGCAGAUAAAUGUGAGGUUUCUCUGACAGAUGAGGAAGAGCUGCUCAUUAUUCGUCGACUGCAUCAUGUUAUUAGACCUUUUCUUUUGAGGAGAAAGAAGGACGAAGUUGAAAAAUUUCUUCCUGGGAAAACACAAGUCAUCCUCAAAUGUGAUUUGUCUGCCUGGCAAAAGGCAUACUACCAGCAGGUUACAGACAUUGGAAGGGUUGGGUUGGACUCUGGAACUGGAAAAUCUAAGAGCCUCCAGAAUUUAUCAAUGCAGCUCCGGAAGUGUUGUAAUCAUCCAUACUUGUUUGUUGGGGAGUAUAAUAUGUGGCAGAAAGACCAGAUUGUUAGGGCAUCUGGUAAAUUUGAACUGCUUGACCGCCUGCUUCCCAAACUCCAGAAAUCUGGUCAUAGGGUUCUGCUUUUCUCUCAGAUGACGCGACUCAUUGACAUUCUUGAGAUUUAUCUGCAGUUGCAUGAUUUUAAAUAUCUUAGGCUUGAUGGCUCAACCAAGACUGAAGAACGGGGGUCCUUGUUAAAGCAGUUUAAUGCACCUGAUUCGCCUUACUUCAUGUUUCUUUUGAGCACCCGAGCUGGAGGUCUAGGAUUAAAUUUGCAGACAGCAGAUACAGUAAUAAUAUUUGACAGUGAUUGGAAUCCACAGAUGGACCAGCAGGCAGAGGAUCGUGCUCACCGCAUUGGACAGAAGAAGGAAGUUCGCGUCUUUGUUUUGGUUAGUGUUGGAUCAAUAGAAGAGGAAAUUUUGGAACGGGCAAAGCAGAAAAUGGGAAUUGAUGCCAAGGUCAUCCAGGCUGGGUUGUUCAAUACUACCUCCACAGCUCAGGACAGGCGGGAAAUGUUGCAAGAGAUCAUGAGGAGAGGAACAAGCUCCCUGGGAACGGAUGUGCCAAGUGAGCGGGAGAUAAAUCGCCUUGCAGCCCGUACUGAAGAGGAGUUCUGGUUGUUUGAGAAAAUGGAUGAAGAGAGGCGGAAAAGGGAGAGAUAUAUGUCAAGACUAAUGGAAGAGAGUGAGGUGCCUGAUUGGGUCUAUGCUCAAAGUAAUGAAGAAAAAAGUAAAAAAAGCCUCGAGGCGGAUUCUCAAAGCAAUCAACUCUUGGGAAAGAGACGCCGAAAAGAGGUGAUUUAUGCAGAUUUACUUAGUGAUGUGCAGUGGAUGAAAGCUGUAGAGGGUGGAGAAGACUUGUCAAAGAUCAGUGCUCGAGAAAAGAAGAGAUCAGGUCACUCUGAAACAUAUGAAUCAGCUUCCGAGAACAUGGGGAUGGCCCGCAAUUCUCAUGAGCAAAAUAACAGUAGCAGGCUAUCAACAAGUGAGGAAUACAGUGAGGACAUGGUGGGUAGAACACCGAGAAAACUUAGGUCUGGUUCUUUGCAAGCAAAUAAAGACGAAGGUGAAGGUGAUAGCAGCAGUUGGCAGGAUAAAGUCACCUGGAAACCUCACAAGAGAAAACGGUCGAGUAUGACGCUCCCAGGUCUGCAUUAGUUCUCCCGGUGUUCAUUACUUUCUGUUUACAGCAUCCUCAGAGGAUAGAUACCCUGACCUGACCAACUAUUUACUGAAUCCUCGGAAGAUACAAGUACCUCUUACCAACAUGUAUUGUAGAUAUUGCUGGCAUUCAGGGGAUUUAUGUUGUAAGCUUCUGCUAUAAUUUCUAAUCUAGACUUAUCAAUCAUUAUAUUUUUUUUUUACUUUUAAUACUAGCUUCCAAUUGUUCUCAGUAGUGUUCUGCAAGUUUUGGUAAGCACUUGUUUUUCCUGUUAUAUGAGCAUCUAUCAGAAUUAAUUUGUGUUUGA
Messenger RNA from Dioscorea cayenensis subsp. rotundata (Guinea yam), 3722 nucleotides. Its product is annotated as probable ATP-dependent DNA helicase CHR12. The record is from RefSeq and is a predicted model, not a curated record. Lineage: Eukaryota; Viridiplantae; Streptophyta; Magnoliopsida; Dioscoreales; Dioscoreaceae. The transcript is spliced from 12 exons. Bases 130 to 3411 code for a protein of 1093 amino acids. Gene Ontology annotation, biological process: positive regulation of transcription by RNA polymerase II. Gene Ontology annotation, cellular component: nucleus. Gene Ontology annotation, molecular function: ATP-dependent chromatin remodeler activity; histone binding; ATP binding.